AUCGAUUGUGUGCGUAGGGCGGCCGGCAUGGGCGAAGGCCGUCGUCGGACGCAGCGCGAUUUCCGUAACGGCUACUCGCGGGACUCGAAGCUGUCCGGAUAGACCGAACGAUGAGCACGAUCGAGAGAUGAUGCCGGGCACGUCUUGCCAGCUGGAAACGUCUAACGGUAAUUUUGAGUGGAGCACUUUAAUGGAGGUCCACCAUGAGCCGAUUGAAAAAAACUAUCAGUUGCUUGAAGAGAUUGGCAAGGGUCAAUUUGCUAUUGUACGAAAAUGCCAGGAGUUAAAAACUGGCGAGCUCUACGCCGCAAAAAUUAUGAGGAAGAGGCGAGUUGCCAGAGGUGUGGCCGCUGCUGACAUUGCACGAGAAGCAGGUCUUUUGGCUCGAUUAAGGCAUCCUAACAUUGUUUCCUUGUACAAGGUAAUAGAUACAGGGACAACGGUAGUGUUGCUCCUGGAAUUGAUUACAGGAGGCGAAUUAUUUCACUGGACUCCGUCAGGUGAAACGGAGGCUGCUCACGUGGUACGCCAAGUUUUAAUGGCACUUAGUCAUUUACAUUCCCAUCAAGUUGCUCAUCUGGAUAUUAAGCCUGAAAACAUUCUAUUGUCGACACCACCACCGAUGCCCAACAUUAAGCUAAUAGAUUUAGGUCUAUCGCAUCGACUGGUACCUGGUUCGGAACACAGAGCACUAUUUGGCACACCUGAAUUCGUGGCACCAGAAAUCGUAAAUUACGAGCCACUCAGCUUGGGAACCGAUCUCUGGGCUGUUGGUGUAUUGACGUAUAUUCUUCUGAGUGGAGCUUCACCAUUUUUAGGCGAAGACAAGCAAGAGACAUACGCAAACGUUGCUGCUUGCCAAUAUCAAUUUGACAAUGAAUAUUUCACUAAUGUGUCCGAGAUUGCCAAAGACUUUAUACGAUCCUUGUUGAUCAAGGAUCCAAAGGAGAGAGGAAAUGCUGAAUCGUGCCUUAAACAUCCCUGGAUUCUCACGGAAUCUGAAGCUCCUCAGGGUCUCAGCGGAGCAAUGAUCAGUGCUGUGAAGCGAGGCUGUGUUGAGGCUGUCUCUCAGUUAUUGUUGCAGGGUGCUCCAUUAAACAUGAAAGACUCUAAAGAAGACACUCUUCUGCAUAUCGCCUGUGAGGCCGGUGAUGAAGGAAUGACGAUUUUACUGAUAGAGAGCGGAAUUGAUCUAGACACACCGAACAAACAAGGUCUCACGGCGUUACAUGUUGCCGCUCGACAUGGGCAUAUUAAUCUGGUCAGACAUUUGUGCCUUGCUGGUUGUGAUGUCGAUAAAACGAAUCGGGGGAUCCGAGCGGAUGUCACGGCGAUUAAGUACGGACAUCCAGACAUCGCAAAUUUAUUAGAUAAGUUGAGAAAUCUGAAUCAGCGCGAAAAUUACAUUCGUCAGCUGCAACCGACACACAGACCGAUAGACCGGCUGCACAUAAGACUGCUUGGGCAUUGCGCCUCUGGAAAAUCAUCAUUAAUCAAUUCAUUGAAAUCUGGAAUCUUUAGUUUUGGUUUCUUUCGAAGAUCUAGAAGCCAGAAUUGUAGCGCGAAGAGAGAGCCAAGUAUCGAACUUGACGUGACGAGUAAACACGGUUCUCUCAGUUUUGAGUACAGCGACAGUGAGUAUGAAGGUACUCAGGGAGUAGAGUGGAGUCGCGGUAACGUAGGUGGUGAAUGCGUCUUUUGGGAAUUAUGCGGACGCGAAGAAUUUCUGGCGUCUUAUCACUACGUACUUACGUUUCAACAACCAGCAGUGCAUCUUAUUACAGUCAGUUUGAGAGAACCGCUAACCGUUCAACUUCAGCAGAUAAAAUUCUGGCUACAAUUUAUUUUGGAUCGUAUUAAUCCGAGUAACGUCGGAUUUGGGGGCAGAUGUAAUGAUGUAAAGGUAAUCUUAGUCGGCACUUACGCGCCAGAACCUUUAGCUCCGAAUUCUAACGGGGGCAAUCUACUCGCACCACUUCUGCCAUUUCUGAAAGACUUUACAUCGAUUUUGGGGGAGGAACCUCAAAUGGUAGCACUGGACGCAACUAAUCCUUCUAGUCCUGGCCUGAAACUCCUCAGAUCUUAUUUAAAUAAUGCAAGGAUGGAAUUUCUCGAGGAAGGACCGGAAGUUGCAGAAAGUAUUCUCCGACGUGACGCGCCGCGUGCUGCGGCUACGUACGUGCCCCUGGCGAAUCUUGAUAAACAGAGCGCCUUAGUGUGGACCGGUCUUGCCGAGGCAUGGAGAUCGUACGUGCAGUCAUUGGAAGUACCUCCGUUAAUGUUCACUCAGGAAGAAUUUCUGAACGAGAUUCGAAAGAUCAAUCCUUUAGUUUGUUUGGAACAUUGCAGACAUCUCGGAUUACAAUUACAGAACUUGGGGGAAUGCAUUCUUCUACCUGGAAACUUGAUAGUACUUAGUCCCGAGUGGUUUUGGCAAGACGUGUUAAAUUGGCAAUUAAGCCCCGAUCAGAGAGGACGAUUGGGUGGUCGAACCACCGGCGUUUACACCUUGGAAGAUUUUCAAGCGCGCUGUCCAUGUCCCGCCGCUCAAGCUUUACAAGCUUUACAAGCAGUCAAUUUAUGCGUUCCGUGCGAAGUAGAUGACGACGAAGUGGAGUACGAGAUACCAUGUUUAAAUCUCGUAGAGCGCCUUCCGGGUUUAUGGGAACCGUGGAAACCAUGUUCCAAUGCGUUACCUCAUGCCGGUUUACGUCUUUGCCCAGAGGAAGCACCUUUAUAUCAUUUAACUGCUAUAUUUACGCAUUUACAGGCGCAACUGAGAAAAAUUACUCAAACGUGGGAUCCGUCGAAUUCAGAUUUGUAUCAGUGGUGGCGAGGAUCGAAGCUGUGUUUAGGGCCUUGUGAGAGUAUAAUCACUUUCGAGGAAGAAGUACACAGCUGCGUAGAAAUUCAAGUUCGCGGUCCGCGUGGUUCUAGCGCGCAGUGUUUCGCUCUUCUCAGCGUCAUACUGGACGCAAUGGAUACGACUAUCGAAUUAGUCGCACCCGGAAUGUUACUGGAGAGGCAUUGGCUGAGUCCUAGUCAGCUUCGAGAAUAUGACGAGGGUGUUCACUCUUGGGCGCCAGCCACCGUCAUAUCAGCUUUAAUCGACAAAGGCCUUGAAGAGGCGACCCUUGAGAAUCCUUCAAACGACCGACAAGAAACUGUAUGGGAAAUAGUGAGCUGCGGACUGCCGUUAAUGGAGAAUUGUGUCCCUGGAUCGAAGCAGCCGGUAAAAUACAUAAAGCCUGCUGUGCAACGGCGAUUAGCACAAAUGCUGGAUCCACCUGAUCAUCACGGAAGAGAUUGGUGCUUGCUUGCUGUGAGACUCGGAUUGGGGGAUCGCGUCGCCCAACUCGAUAGCACAGUGGACAGUCCAACUUUAAGGUUACUGAACUGCGCGGGUGCAGAAUGUACUGUCGGUUCGCUGGUUCAACAGUUGCGAGCGCUCGAUCGCGAGGACGCCGUGCACCUGUUGCUCACUUAUACACCAACCUAUGUACUACUGAUGUCCGUCGAUUCUGAGACAGGGUCUAAUCUUUCCAGAUGACGAUGCUGCUCUCAUCAAUGGCGCAUCAGCACUUUUUAGAUGCUUCUUUCUUUCGAAACGCGCGUUUGAUGGAUAGCAUCGUCCUUCUAUAUUUCCGCCCAGUGUAAAUCGUACGUUAAUUUGUUAAGUACAUGUAUAUCCUUAUAUAUAACUUAACUUUAGCGACUGAUUGCAUUGAGUGAUAUAAAGGGAAGAGGAUCUGUAACGAUUUUGGACAUUAUUUUAUAUAUUUUUUUUUAUCUUUUUUAUUUUGUACUUACUAGCCGACGAGAUAUUAAUUAAUUAAUUCGUAUUUCCAUAUCGAUUUGUGGUACGAUUACCAUAAAUGGAAAUUGAUUUCUCUCUCUUUUCUUUUAAUUUGUAUCAAUUACUAUGUGUUUUAUCAAGAAAUAAAAAUAAGUAUUAAGUGGUACAAUUAAAUUUAUACCACUUAAUAUUUAUUUUUAUUUUUUGAUAAAAUUGCGCUGUGGUUAAGAUUAUAUUAAUAAGUGUUAUGCAGUUUGCAUUUCCUCGUUAUAUGCUGUUAUGCCAGAGAAAUGAUGCAUUUACAUAUUAUAAUGUGCGAUAUGAUCGUAUUUGAUAUCGAUAUUGUUUCGAGCGCUUUUCUUAAUAUGCCGAUAUGAUCUUGAUACAUACAUACAUACAUACAUACAUACAUACAUACAUACAUACAUACAUACAUACAUACAUACAUACAUACAUACAUACAUACAUACAUACAUACAUACA
This is a messenger RNA of Solenopsis invicta (red fire ant), 4279 nucleotides long. RefSeq names its product death-associated protein kinase 1. Gene Ontology annotation, cellular component: nucleus. Gene Ontology annotation, biological process: positive regulation of apoptotic process; protein phosphorylation; intracellular signal transduction. NCBI's taxonomy places the organism in Eukaryota, Metazoa, Arthropoda, Insecta, Hymenoptera, Formicidae. Gene Ontology annotation, molecular function: protein binding; protein serine/threonine kinase activity; ATP binding. The coding region runs from base 128 to 3550 and encodes 1140 amino acids. The record is from RefSeq and is a predicted model, not a curated record. The transcript has 20 exons.